This is a messenger RNA of Ailuropoda melanoleuca (giant panda), 909 nucleotides long. RefSeq names its product olfactory receptor 52D1-like. The transcript has 2 exons. Gene Ontology annotation, cellular component: plasma membrane. Gene Ontology annotation, biological process: G protein-coupled receptor signaling pathway. The record is from RefSeq and is a predicted model, not a curated record. Lineage: Eukaryota; Metazoa; Chordata; Mammalia; Carnivora; Ursidae. Gene Ontology annotation, molecular function: G protein-coupled receptor activity; olfactory receptor activity. Bases 1 to 909 code for a protein of 302 amino acids.
AUGGGACUGGAUCCCACACUGCCCACUCUCAACCAGACUGUGCUCGUCCCUGGACCUGGGCCCUUUGUCCUGCUGGGGGUGCCGGGCCUGGAGGCCUUGCACGCGUGGCUUUCGGUGCCUCUGUGCCUGCUGUACGUGGCUGCUGUGACAGGGAACGGCCUUCUGCUGGGGCUGGUGGCCGCUGACAAGACACUCUGGGCACCCAUGUACCAGCUGCUGGGGCUUCUGGCAGCCGCUGACUUGGUUCUGGCCACAUCCAUGGUACCCAAAGCUCUGGCUGUGCUCUGGGGCCUGUUGUGGGAGAUCUCCUUUGCGGCCUGCCUAGCCCAGCUCUUUGUCACCCACGUGACCUUCAUUGCCGAGUCUUCGGUGCUCCUGGCCAUGGCCGUGGACCGCUACGUGGCCAUUUGCCAGGCUCUGCGCUACGGGGCAUUGCUGACCCAGCGCGUGCGGGAGCUCCCCCACACCUACUGUGAACACAUGGGUGUGGCUCGGCUGGCCUGUGGCGACACGCGCCCCAACAUUUGGUAUGGCUUGGCCACCACGCUGCUGUCCCCGGCCCUGGACUUGGGGCUCAUCGCUGCUUCCUACGCCCUCAUUCUCCGCGCUGUGUGUCGCCUGCCGUCCCACGGUGCCCGCUGCAAAGCCUUGGGCACCUGGGGGGCGACCGCCAGCGUCAUCACUGUCUUCUCUUUCCUGGCUCACCUUUUUGGCCGCCACACGGUGCCCCGCCAUAUCCACAUCCUCCUGGCCAACCUCUAUGUGGUCAUGCCCCCGGCCCUUAAUCUCGUGGGCUACAGAGUACGGACCCAGAAGAUCGCUCAGAGGCUCAGGCGCUGGCCCGGGCUCUUCUGGGCCAGGGCAGUAAGGGAUGCGGGCCCUGAGAAGGCCUCCCGUGGCACUGACUGA